AGUAAGCUUCUUCAAUAUUCAAACACAGCCAUGGCUUCUCUUUCUUCUCUUAACUCUAUUUCUACUGCUUCAACUAAGUCUCUAUUUGCAAGCCAUGAUAGUUCCUUUCAAAAGAAAACACAGAUUUCUGUGGUUAGGAAACCGAAACAUAGUCAUGUUACGGUAGUUCAAUGCAGAGCUGCUAACAAUAAAGAUCGUGAUCGUGAUAAUCAUGAAAUGGAAACUAGCAGCUUCGUUGACAGAAGAAAUAUGCUUCUUGGUCUAGGAGGUUUAUAUGGUGCGACAACAGCUGGGUUUGGUGCUGACCCUAUGGCAAUGGCAGCUCCAAUAGCUCCGCCCGAUUUAUCAAAAUGUGGUCCAGCAGAUAUUCCGCCUGGUGGAACACCAACAAAUUGUUGUCCACCACCGAACACAAAAAUCAUCAACUUUCAAGUACCAUUGAAAGCUACUCCUCUUAGGACUCGCCCCGCUGCUCAUUUAGUUGAUAAGGCUUAUAUUGCGAAAUAUAACAAAGCCUAUCAACUUAUGAAAGCUCUACCCGAUGAAGAUCCACGUAGCUUUAAACAACAAGCUAAUAUCCACUGUGCUUACUGUGAUGGUGCUUAUGAUCAAGCUGGUUUUCCUAACUUGGACAUUCAAGUUCAUAACUCAUGGUUGUUCUUUCCGUUCCACAGAUAUUAUCUUUACUUCCACGAGAAAAUCUUGGGUAGUUUAAUCGGUGAUCCUACUUUUGCUUUACCUUUUUGGAAUUGGGAUUCUCCUGCUGGUAUGAAAAUGCCUUCCAUGUAUGCCAAACCAGAUUCUUCUCUUUAUGAUACAAUCCGUGACGCUAAACAUCAACCACCUUUUCUACUCGAUUUUGAUUACAAUGGUGUCGUUGAUGCCAAUCUCCCUGCUAAGCAACUAUAUACCAAUAACCUUACUACCAUGUAUCGUCAAAUGGUAUCUGGUGGAAAGACAGCAACACUUUUCCUUGGAACGCCAUACCGAGCCGGUGGAGCACCGAAUCCUGGUGGAGGAACACUUGAGAAUGCUCCACAUGGUGCUGUUCAUAUUUGGACCGGAGAUAGAAACCAAACUAAUAUGGAAAACAUGGGUAAUUUCUAUUCUGCAGCUAGGGAUCCAAUCUUUUUCGCUCAUCACUCAAAUUGUGAUCGGAUGUGGACCAUAUGGAAAACUUUGGGAGGAAACCGAAAGGAUUUCACUGAUCCUGAUUUCUUAAAUGCUGCUUUCCUUUUCUAUGAUGAGAAAAAACAGCUCGUGAGAGUCACGGUUAAAGAUUGUUUGGAACAAGAGAAUUUAAGGUACAAGUACCAAGAUGUAGAAAUUCCAUGGCUCCAAACAAAACCCAAAACUCCUAAAACAAGAAAGGUCGAGAAGAACAUAGCAAAUAAGAGAUCAGUGGAGAAAACGGCAAAGAAGACAUCAGUGGGUACGACAGAAUUUCCCAUACUACUCGAUAAAAAAGUACAGAUCAUGGUUAAAAGGCCAAAAACAAAAUCACGAAGCAAGAAAGAAAAAGAAGAUAAAGAAGAGAUAUUGAUUAUAAGCGGGAUUGAACUCGAAAGUGGUGCUCUUGUGAAGUUUGACGUCCUUAUCAAUGAUGAAGAUGAAGUUGGUCCUGAAUCAAGUCACUUUGCAGGUAGUUUUACUAAUGUACCACAUAAACAUGGAAAGAAUGGCAAGAAAAUCAAGACUCGUCUGAAGUUAGGGAUAACUGAUAUUCUUGAAGAUUUGGAUGCUGAAAAUGAUGAUGGUGUUCUGGUUACUUUAAUACCGAGAGAGUCAGGAAAUGGAAAACAUGUUGUUACAAUUCAAGGUAUUAGAAUCGAGUUUGAUUAAUCAAUCUGAGAAGAUGUAUGGACAUUAAUUUAUCUUUUAUCUUUAUGUUUAUGUAUUUGUUGUAAUAAAGACUAUUGGUCAAGGUGUAUUUGGGUUUAUGAAUUAAAUAAAAUGUGGUUUUGAGAGAUAU
Molecule: messenger RNA, 1972 nt
Organism: Papaver somniferum (opium poppy)
Lineage: Eukaryota; Viridiplantae; Streptophyta; Magnoliopsida; Ranunculales; Papaveraceae
Product: polyphenol oxidase, chloroplastic-like
Exons: 2
Coding region: 31-1842 (603 amino acids)
Biological process (GO): pigment biosynthetic process
Molecular function (GO): catechol oxidase activity
Source: RefSeq, a predicted model, not a curated record